Messenger RNA from Solea senegalensis (Senegalese sole), 4545 nucleotides. RefSeq names its product myogenesis regulating glycosidase (putative) (gene myorg). Lineage: Eukaryota; Metazoa; Chordata; Actinopteri; Pleuronectiformes; Soleidae. The record is from RefSeq and is a predicted model, not a curated record. Gene Ontology annotation, biological process: skeletal muscle fiber development; carbohydrate metabolic process. The coding region runs from base 217 to 2271 and encodes 684 amino acids. The transcript has 3 exons. Gene Ontology annotation, molecular function: hydrolase activity, hydrolyzing O-glycosyl compounds.
GCGGGCGCGGACGAGGCGGAUACGCAACAACAUGCCUGGUUCUCUCUCUCGGUCCUUUUCUGGGAACUGUAGCAAACAAGUUGUGCGCGGAGCAGCUACGUGCGCCGCUGCUGCCGAACGACAUAACAGCGGGGCCAGAGUGCAACCGACGAGGCUCCCUGGAAAACAUUUACAUGAAAAUUAGCUCUCGAAUUUGCCCGCUGAACAUCUCAAGUCAUGUACCAAGUGGUACCAGGAGGAGCUGGGGGCACAAUUACAGAUGUUAUCCCCAAGCAGAAACUCAGUAAGGACACUCGACCCUUAGUCGGAGCUGGCGUAAUCGGCCUGGUGCUGGUAAUUGCAGCAGUGACAGCGUGGUGUUAUUACAUAGCUUCUCUGCGCAAAGCUGAGCUGCUCAAGACUCAGCUGCUGGAUUUGAAUAAAGAUGGCUACAUUAUCCGCAACCAGGGAGGCGCCAUUGUUUUCAGAAUGGAUUUCAGGUCAGGGACUCUGGAUUUGGAUUCUUGCUCCAAGGUGGGGGAGUUUCUUAGCUGUGGACGAACCACUGAUCGUAAACUUAACUUCUUCAUCGAGACAGUGCGGCCUAAGGACACAGUGCAGUGCUACCGUGUGCGCUGGGAGGAACUGGUUCCUGACAUUCCUGUUGAACAUGCCAUGACGUACAAGUUUGCACACUGGUAUGGUGGUGCAGUGUCAGCUAUUCAGCACUGGCCUAUUUCUAUUUCUGGCCAACAAGCUCCCAAACCCUUUGUCACUGGUGAUAUCUACUCAAACCGUAAUGAAUUUGGUGGAAUAUUGGAGAGUUAUUGGCUUUCGUCUAAUGCCACAGCGAUCAAGAUCAAUAAUUCAGUGCCCUUCCACCUGGGCUGGAAUGACACAGAGAAGACCAUGUAUUUCCAGGCCAGAUACAAUGACAGUCCCUUCAAACCAAACCCAGGGGAAGCUCCAUGUGCCGAACUAAGCUACAGAGUCUGUGUGGCCUUAGAUGUGACAUCCAUACACAAGUACAUGGUUCGUAGAUACUUUAACAAACCAAACAAAGUGCCGGCAAAAGCCAUGUUUCGCCAUCCAAUUUGGUCGACCUGGGCGUUACAUAAGACUAAGAUUGAUCAGGAGAAACUCUUGGCAUAUGCUGACAACAUUCGCAAGUAUAACUUCAACUGCAGCCACCUGGAACUAGACGACCGCUACACCAGUCGCUAUGGCGAUUUUGAGUUUGACACGAAAAAGUUCCCCAAUGCGUCAGCCAUGUUUCAAAAACUGAAAUCAGAUGGGUUUCUGGUUUCACUCUGGAUUCACCCUUUUGUUAACUAUGAUUCGGAAAACUUCCACACUUGUGUAGAGAGGGGUCUGUUUGUCAGGGAGCCCACAGGACGGCUACCGGCCAUGGUGCGCUGGUGGAACGGCAUUGGCGGCAUUUUGGAUUUUACAAAUCCAGAGGCACGCGAUUGGUUUUCCUCGCAGCUACGUUCACUACGCUCAAGGUACGGGGUGGCAUCUUUUAAAUUCGAUGCAGGGGAGACAAACUACUUGCCAUGGAAAUUCAGCACAAGAACUCCCAUUCGCGAUCCAAGUUUCUUCACGAGACGGUACACGGAAAUGGCGAUUCCCUACAAUGACAGAGCUGAGUUGCGAAGUGGCUACCAGUCCCAGAACAUAUCCUGCUUCUUCAGACCAAUUGAUAGAGACUCGGUGUGGGGCUAUGAGUUGGGCCUCAAAUCUCUUAUCCCCACUGUGCUCACCAUUAGCAUUCUUGGCUACCAGUUCAUCCUCCCAGACAUGAUCGGAGGGAAUGCCUACCUGAACCGCACAGAUGGUGAUCGUGCAUUACCCAAUCGUGAACUCUAUAUCCGUUGGCUGGAGCUGUCAGCCUUCAUGCCCUCCAUGCAGUUUUCUGUUCCACCGUGGGAAUAUGACAACGAGGUGGUUGAAAUUGCCCGGAAAUACGCAGCUCUCCAUGAGAGCAUUGUGGCACCGCGGGUCCUGGAGCUGGCCGGCGAGGUGCUGGACACCGGGGACCCAAUCAUACGGCCACUGUGGUGGAUUGCCACAGGUGAUGAGACGGCCUAUAAAAUCGACUCCCAGUUCCUGAUUGGUGAUGACCUCAUGGUUGCUCCGGUUUUGGAGCCUGGAAAGCAAGAGCGGGACAUUUAUCUCCCAGCUGGCCGUUGGAAAAGUUACAAGGGGGAAAGAUUUGAUAUCAAGGAGCCACUGCACCUCACAGAUUAUCCUGUGGACCUGGAUGAAAUUGCUUACUUUGUUUGGGUGUAGGAAAAUGAGGGAAUGUAAAACGGAAUGAUUUGUCCAUGCUCCCAUUUGCUUGUGAAACAAGCUUGUUGAAUUUAGCUUUUAUGUUUGAGUACUAGUUCUUUUUUUAUGUUUUUAUGCUUUCAUGUGGAAAUAUAAAGACUUUUUAGAAUAAAUUAAAUGUUUAACAUCACAUGGACAUUUUAAUGCGCGCACUCAAAUUAUGCAAACCCUCCUUAGCUUAAUUUUUUUUUAUCUUUCCCGCAAAACUGAAUGAAUGCAAUAUGUUUUUCUUUUAUGUCUUUUUUCUUUUACGUCCAUUUUGUUUAAUAGAAAGAUAAAAUGAGAUUAUAUGAUUUUUUUUUUAUGUACAGGCUCAAUGAUAUACAUUCAAUAUCUCUUCAGCCACAAUAAGCUAGUGGGCAUGUCAAAAUAAAUGAUCCAAGUAAAAGUGAUAAACCACAUCAUACGUCAGGUCAAAUUUAAAGGCGGAUGUGUAAAUGAUCUUUCAGAAGUUGCAUAGUCUCAUUUUUAAGGCUUUAUGAGUCAUGUAUAGGAAAUAUUUGUGAAAACUGCAACUGUGACUUGAGGAAGUUGCAAUUGCUGUGAUUGACACUAAAACUGUUUUUUUUUGUUUUGUUUUUUUUAGCACUGGAGACAAUCAAAAUAGAGGUUCAUUUUAAACUUCAGUCUAUUCUGCACUUGCUUGUGUCUUUAGCACCACAUUUACAGACAGACAGAUGGAGACUUUUUAGGAAAUGUAAGCCAAACAGAACAUUUGACAUAGGAGAAGCCAUUAUUGCAAUAAGGCAGUCGACUAAACAUUUAACCAGUGUUUUGUCCACUCUCGUAGCACGAUACGAUACCGCUCACAAAGUUAGCGCUCAUGCUUCACUUGUGGAGAUGAAUGCUCGAACGUUAAUCAUUACAAAUUGCAUGUGCAAGACGGAGUCAUGUAACUUCUCCUUGCCCAGAAGAAGACAUAGCAGUUUAUUAGGCACUAAAUAUUUUAUGCUCUUCCUCAGGUAACGGAUUUCUCAGGCUGUUGUUUGUUUGAAGUGUCUGCCAACCGUCUUCACUGUGCUUUGUUUACACUGCGUGCAGAUUAGUAAUGCUAAUACUAAUAGUGAUACUUUGGCUUAAGAUAACAAGCAAGUGUUUUUGUCAUGAAACCCAACGACGUGUAAAUGGUUUGAUUUCUUUAGACUUGGCGUCCAACUUUGUAAUGAAUUUAAGCAACAUUGUGUUAUCAAAUUGAAAGGUACAGUGUGUUAAGUGUGAAUAUUUUGUAAUUGCAGCGAGCAGUGAGGUCUUUAAUGUCAUGUGUUUAAAAAUGACUGCCUUAACCUGUGUGAUUUUUGUUUGCUUAAACAUUUAUUAUUGCAUUGUAAAAUGUUGUACUUUUUGUGUAACGUUCUCUUAGUUAUUAGUAUAUUGGUUAGUUCAGUGAUUCCCGGAGACUGGGUUUGGACGGCCAGAUGAGUCGUGGGAGGAGACCAUUUGAGACAUUUUUUGGGGGCCCCCCUCAAAGAACUGUUUUAAAUAACCUGCAUAAAAAGAUGUUUCAGUUCAUUUACUAAACAUCUCUUGGAAAUGAUGGUUUUUGUCAUGAUUAAUAUUGGCAUUUGGAUCGUGAUAAUUAGCUUUAAAAAGUGGGCCCCCAUAUGAAAAUCAACAGUAAACAGUACUGCCUAAACUUUUCUUUUGUUGUUUUCUUUUGAAGACAGCUACAUGAAGAUACAAAACUGAUGAUCCUCUCAUUAAAUGCUCUUUAAAACUGUGAUUAUUAAUCUCAGAACGAAAUGGAAAGUAUUGUGCUGUAUAUAAUGUCUAAUUGUCACGUUUGUUGAGAUUAAUUCUGAUGAGUUUUUAAGCUAAAAAAUGUGCAAAAGGAAAUGUCCUCAUUCCCUCAUAUGGUGCAAUUUUCACGUUUUUGACAUUUGUAUUGUUCUAAUGCUCCUUGCCUUUCAACCUUUAUGUAGAGUCAUGCUCCCUCAGUGCUUGGACAUGGGGCAACCAUGCCUUUGUUGGAUGUUGUUUGUGCUAUUUGACGUAGUGUCAUCAUAACAACACCAACUAUUUAUAGCAGUUCUCACUCAGCAUCUGGGUCAAGCCACUCGCUGUAGCUAUAUCUGUCUGUGACUUAACAACAAGACUGAGAGCCUGGUUCGGACUGAACAUUUUUUGCUGGUGGCUGUUUUGACCCAGUGUGUCCUGCCUGUGACAGAAGGGCAGCAUUAAUAUUUAAAGAGUGUUUUUUGGAUGUCCCAUGAAUGUAUUAAAAUCAUUCAAGUGUGA